CUAGAUUAACGGGAAUGACCCAAUUUUGGUACUGUUAGAAAUCAACAAGCACGAAAAGGUUUUUUUUUUAAUAAAAGUGUGUGACAUCGUGCCACAUCUUCACUCUCCCCCUUUUCAACUGCCCUGUUUCACUCUCGAUUGAUGAGACGUCUCACUUCCUUUCAAUAGCGACCACCAGGACGACACAAUAUGAAUGUGGUACGAACGAUAUUGCAAUACGAAGAACUGUAGUAGUGCGAAACACGUGCAACAACCAUGCAGUAGUCGUGUUCACGGAGAUUCUGAGAGGCCCUACUGUAGAGUACGUAUCUUAAGGUGCGUACGAUAGGAAUAUUCCACCAAGCUUGUUUUUAGAGAUCCGAAAUUUCCGGAAUCGUUUUCUUUUGUUCUCAACCUUCGGUUGGAAUUAUUGGUGCGUUAGAUUCGAUAGUAUCGUACUACUGCUGAGACAGAGUGGGGAACAACAACAUGUGACAGCUGCGAAGCUACCGGUAGCUACGCUGUGGUACAGACAGGAAACAACGCAACCCGAAGGCCACGGACACAGAGACAGACACAAUACGAAACAUCCAGAAUGGACGCAACUAAUUGUUCAUUGUUUACACAGAAAAGGCAAACACAUUGGUUCAUAUUUCGCAUUCGAUGAGUGGCGGGACAACAACGACAGCUUCCGGCCCGUCCCAUUCCGGAGACCAGCUUAGCUGGGCGAGAGAUACUCUUAGUGAGUGGGGAGAAGCUUCAAAGUCCAACAGUGUCAUCUACACGUACGCAUUCGUAACAUUUCUGACCCUCGCCAAGACGGAGGACGGCGGCGAAGGCCAGGAUGACAGCGAGCUGGUCGACAGGUAUCACAAAAACAGGGGCUACCAGGGAAGCAAGCUCGGAAAGCUAGCCGGGACAGCCCUCCUCCUAGUGCUGGUGGGCGUGGCCAUCGUCAUCCAGACGGUGACCCCGAUCGCCAUCGUCGCCACGAUGGAACUUCCGGAGGGAGGGGCGUGUCCGAACGAGGCCGACGGCCUCACCAAGUUCAUCGGGCUGACCCUCUGCCUCUAUUUCGUCUUUCUGACCAUCAGCAUGUGUCAGAACAAGCUGCGGGCCAUGGGCUACCUGCGGCUGUUCUGUGGCCACCACGACGCCGGGCUGGGAGGCAGGAUGGGGAUCUCUUGCGGCGUGCUCUUUCUGGACGCCGGGAUUCUCGCCAACAUGCUGUCCAUGGGGGCGGCCGGUGCGGCGCAGUACCUCCUCUUUGUCCGCAACGCCAACCGGGACGUUCUUCUCCUCCUCCUCCUGCAGUCCCUCGCAAUGCAGUUCGUCCUCACGGCGGACCAGAAGCUGAUGACGGGCGCCUGGAACGCCCUCACCAAGAAACAGAUCGAGAUUCUCCUACAAAAAGACACAGCGGGCAACAAGCCGGGAGGAGCCGGUGGUGCCGAAGAGUCGGGACUCGGAACGGAAGCCAUUGAAAUCGACGAUGCGAGGCUUUCCAGGAUCUUGUUGAUGCACAAGGCAGAAACGGCGUUUCUGAUGUCGGUAGUAUUGAUCGGCGGAGGGUGGUCCAUCGCUCUCACGUACUGCAUGUAAGGAGGGAAGGAAUCAACGGAGGAUUCGAUUUCUCCUUUGUUUUGUUGCGCUCGGUGGUUAAUCUGUGAAAUGUUGAUAGGCUCCUUAGUGUACGAUAAUACGUCGUUAACAAUAGUGAGGAUUACUCACUAGCUACUCGUGAUUGUGGUAUGGGCAUUACCUCACAUUCCAAACCCAUUUGUUAGCUGUAUUAGCAAUGUUGGCCAUUCCUAAAAUACGUCAUUCCAGGUAUGGCUGUCUACAAGUAGACAUACUAUCCUUGUUCUAGUAUGAGUAGAAUAAUCAGAACAACCAAAAACACUUUUUUCUUUCUUGUUUUUACUACUAGUACUGCUUCUUGCUACUAUUGUAUUAGUACUUCUACUACUACUAGAGUAAGAAGUAUUAGUAUUACUACUAGUAGUAAUUAGUGGAAGAAUAAAUAAGCAAUCAUAAU
Pseudo-nitzschia multistriata is the source of this 2017-nucleotide messenger RNA. NCBI's taxonomy places the organism in Eukaryota, Bacillariophyta, Bacillariophyceae, Bacillariales, Bacillariaceae. The record is from the annotation of a GenBank genome assembly.